ACAAUAAUGUUUUUCGGGACCGAACGAUGACGAAGCGUGUUUGCCAGUGCGCACGCGCAAUACAAUGGGCGGGGUCCGGGUCACAAAGCCAUCGCUCUCCCAAAAUCCCAAAAUGACGUCCGUAGUAAACACUUUCACUGAUCCUGGAGAGGAAAAUGCCGAUGAGUUUAGAAAUAUAUUGCAACAGGAGAGACACCAAACAUCAUAUGGAUCAGUCCAAACAACGACGAUUCGCGGUCGUGAGAGGAUCUGGUCGACGUGCGUGUCCACGCUCGUGGCAUCGGUCCCGGCUCUGCUGAUAGGGUACACCAUAGUCUUUCCCUCUAGUGCCCUGCUGGUGCUGAUGGGUGACUGGAGGGAAGGGCAUCUACCGAGCAAGGCCUACCUAUUCAAUACAGAACUCGCGGAUGUUUUCGGAGCACUGGCUCCACUGGGUGCCCUCCUCGGUGGUCCGGUUGGUGGCUGGAUCUCGGAUCACUGGGGAAGAAAGUGUGGUUUGAUGUUCUGUGGUGUGCCCUACCUCAUCGGCUACCUCAUGCUCAGCUAUGCCCACUACUCUUCAACUGCCACUGCCUUCAAGACUCUGCUGCUGAUUGGACGAUUCUUCAGCGGAUUUGGCAUGGGAUGGGCUUCUUCAACAGCUUCAAUAUAUAUUGGGGAAAUAUCCUCAUCUCGACUGAGAGGGCUCUUUGGAACGAUCAUGCAGCUCUUCAUCACUCUUGGUGUGUUUGUGGGCUACGGCCUGUCCGCCUUUCUCCCCUACUACCACAUUUCUCUAGCUGCUGCUGUCAUCAUCACUGGAUUUUUUCCAUUGGGACUCUGGCUAAAAGAGACACCGAGAUGGCUUCUAGCAAACAGACAGGCUCAACCAGCUUUCUUUGCCCUCAAAUGGUUGAGAGGUCCACAUUAUGACAUUGGUAGUGAGCUGGAGACCAUGAAACUGUCCUUGACCGAGAACCACGAAAGCGGUGUGUGGAGAGAGUUCAAGAGAAAGUCUGUCCUCGUGCCGUUUGUUACGCUCCUGCUGGUGUUUUUCUUCCAGCAGAUUGGUGGGCUUAACGCACAGGCUGCCUAUGCCACAGUCAUUUUCAGAGACGCUGGUGUCAAUCAUCCCCAGUUGGCGUCAGCCAUGUGUGGUGGUGUCAGUGGCCUAGUGGGUAAUGUGAUUGCGGGUGUUUUAGUGGACAAGAUGGGGAGGAAACCCCUGCUGUUUGUCAGUGGAAUUGGCAUGGGCAUUGGGAGCACUCUACUUGGUGUUCACUUCUACAUCACCAGACCGUCACUGUGCUCGGGCAGCGGGAUGGAAUUCUCAGGAGUUGGUGCUGGUGACGAUACUUCGUGCAACGGACAGUACGGACCACUAGCAAUCGUCAGUUUGAUAACCUACAACUUUUUGUUUGGUAUUGGAUGGGCCUCAGUCCCGUGGGUAUUACUGCCUGAGCUCCUACCACUCAAAGUGAGGGGAAUUGGAGGUGGGUUUGCAGUCCUGGUAAACUGGACCACCUCUGCCCUAGUCACUGGUACCUAUCUAAGCUACGUGAAGGCCGUCACUGUCUGGUUUGGUUGGUGGUCUUUCGGUCUCCUAAACUUCAUGUCUGUAGCUUUUGCUGCCUUUGCUCUGGUCGAGACAAAGGGGAAAAGCUUAGAGUCAAUCCAGGCAGCCUUUGAAAAGAAAUGGAGUAUGUAAUAAUUUAU
Molecule: messenger RNA, 1695 nt
Organism: Geodia barretti
Lineage: Eukaryota; Metazoa; Porifera; Demospongiae; Tetractinellida; Geodiidae
Source: the annotation of a GenBank genome assembly